AUGGCCAGCCCAGUGGACGCGUCCCCUGCAGGCCAUGCCAGUGGGUUGGGUCCCCACCGGAGAAAGAGGACCACCUUCAGCAGAGGGCAGCUGCUGGAGUUGGAGCGGGUGUUUGCAGCACGGCCUUACCCCGACAUCGGCACCCGUGAGCACCUGGCCCGGGUCACCUGCCUCCCUGAGGCCAAGAUACAGGUGUGGUUCCAGAACCGCAGAGCCAAGAGAAUCAAGAAUAGGAAGCCAGGAGGCCUAAGUCCCAGGCCCGAGCCUCCCCAGAGAUCCCGUUCUCUUCCGGACACCAUCCAGCAGUCCUGGGAGCCCCGCACCCUUGGCCAGCCUCCACCCUCCAACAGCACAGCUCAGUGUGCCUCUGUGUGUCGACAUGCCUCCUGUCCAGCUCCUGGCUUGGGUCCAGGGCAGGGCUGGGUAGGGGCUAAAGCUACGGCCCCAUGGGGACCAGCUGGGGCUUCAGGGGUCCACGUCUCUUCAGAGCGAGCUACUCCCCAGACCUCACUGGGCAGCCUGUCUGACCUCAUCUAUGCCUCGGCCAUUGUCACCAACCUGGACCACUCCUAA
Messenger RNA from Balaenoptera ricei (Rice's whale), 573 nucleotides. RefSeq names its product SEBOX homeobox (gene SEBOX). The record is from RefSeq and is a predicted model, not a curated record. Gene Ontology annotation, molecular function: DNA binding. NCBI's taxonomy places the organism in Eukaryota, Metazoa, Chordata, Mammalia, Artiodactyla, Balaenopteridae. The transcript has 3 exons. Bases 1 to 573 code for a protein of 190 amino acids.